Apus apus (common swift) is the source of this 5504-nucleotide messenger RNA. RefSeq names its product TNF receptor associated factor 6 (gene TRAF6). Gene Ontology annotation, biological process: protein K63-linked ubiquitination; positive regulation of JNK cascade; regulation of canonical NF-kappaB signal transduction. Gene Ontology annotation, molecular function: tumor necrosis factor receptor binding; zinc ion binding; ubiquitin protein ligase activity. The transcript is spliced from 8 exons. NCBI's taxonomy places the organism in Eukaryota, Metazoa, Chordata, Aves, Apodiformes, Apodidae. Bases 120 to 1757 code for a protein of 545 amino acids. Gene Ontology annotation, cellular component: plasma membrane signaling receptor complex. The record is from RefSeq and is a predicted model, not a curated record.
GUGGCCGUCGGCGGGGAUCGGUUGGCGGGGUGUUGAGAGGCGUCAUGUCCCUUGUCCUCCCUGCCAGCUACACUGGGAGAGUGGAAAGAGCAUUUCUGUGUAGCACUUGAUUAGCUACUAUGAGCUUGCUACAUAGUGAUAACAGUUGUGGAGCCCGAGAGGUGGAAAGUGGCUGCUGUGCAGCCAUGGCCAGUGCCUGCACUGUUGGAGUGAAAGAAGACAGCGUAAGUAUUAGCAGUGGGACUGGAAACGCUCCAAGUUCUUUCACAGAAGAAACACAAGGAUAUGAUGUGGAGUUUGAUCCGCCCUUGGAAAGUAAAUAUGAAUGUCCAAUCUGUUUGAUGGCUCUUCGAGAAGCAGUGCAGACACCAUGUGGACACCGUUUCUGCAAAGGCUGCAUUGUCAAAUCAAUAAGAGAUGCAGGUCACAAAUGUCCAGUAGACAAUGAAAUUCUUCUUGAAAAUCAACUUUUCCCUGACAAUUUCGCCAAACGAGAAAUCCUUUCAUUAAUGGUUAAGUGUCCCAACAAGGGCUGCAGUAUGAAGAUGGAGCUGAGACAUUUAGAGGACCACCAGUUGCAGUGUGAUUUUUCCACCAUGGAAUGUCCACAGUGUCAAGGAGCCUUCCAGAAGAACCGUCUGAAAGAGCACAUGACACAGGAGUGUUCGAGGCGUCAAGUCUGUUGUCCAAACUGUGCCACAUCUAUGGCCUAUGAAGAUAAAGAGCUUCAUGACCAAACCUGCCCACUUGCCAAUGUAUUUUGUGAAUACUGCAACACAGUGCUUAUUAGAGAGCAGAUGCCUAACCAUUAUGACAAUGAUUGUCCUACUGUCCCAGUGCCAUGUUUUUAUAGUGCCUUUGGGUGUCCCGAAAAGAUGCAGAGGAAUGAACUUGCACGACACAUGCAGGAGUUCACUCAGGUUCACAUGAGAAUGAUGGCUCAGAGUUUUCAAAAUAUCAGUGUUACUGCUACAAAUCCUGUACCCUUCAUUAAUGGCCUACCCUUUGAGCCUGCCCUUUUCUCACAUGUGUCACAUGCUGCAUAUGACUGUAAUCCUGAAGUUGAAAACUUCAAAGAAACCAUUCAGCAGUUGGAAGGUCGUCUUGUAAGACAAGAUCACCAAAUCAGAGAACUCAUUGCUAAAAUGGAAACUCAGAACACUCACAUGGCAGAACUUAAACGUACUAUCCGAAAUUUGGAGGGAAAGAUUACUGAAAUGGAGGCACAACAAUGUAAUGGUAUUUAUAUCUGGAAGAUUGAGAACUUCAGUGAACUUCAGAAAGCCCAGGAAGAAGAGAGACCUGUUGUGAUGCAUAGUCCUGGCUUCUAUACUGGAAAACCUGGCUACAAGCUGUGUUUGCGCCUGCAUAUCCAAUUACCAAAUGCUCAGCGUUGUGCUAAUUUUAUCUCUCUCUUUGUCCACACUAUGCAAGGAGAGUAUGACAGCCAUCUGCCUUGGCCUUUCCAAGGCACUAUACGACUAUCUAUUUUGGAUCAAUCAGAAGGCCCGGAAAGGCAGAAUCAUGAAGAAGUAAUGGAAGCCAAGCCAGAGUUACUAGCCUUCCAGAGACCAACAAUUCACCGCAAUCCAAAAGGUUUUGGUUAUGUGACUUUCAUGCAUCUGCAAACCUUGAAACAAAGAACCUUCAUAAAGGAUGAUACCCUUCUGGUGCGCUGUGAAGUUCUAACACGUCUAGAUUUAAACAGUCUCCGCAGAGAAGGAUUUCAAGCUCGUAGUACUGAUGGAGCUCUGUAGCCUAUAAGUCUUAAACAGAGGAAUGGAGCCACCAGUCAUGUUCCUCCACCACAGACUACAAGCAUGCGUGAUCAUCCAUAUAGACUGCAUGUGUAAAAGAUCAUAGUUGCCAACACAGUUGAUCUUCACCUGAAUAGACUUUUGUUGUUGCUUUUUGUUUUUUUUUUCCUGUAUGAGGUCAUGUGUUAAAUAUUUAGUAUUGUUCUCUUAAAGUAAUAAGCUACUUCUGUAGCAAGCAAACUAAAUGAAGUUUUGUCCACUGAAAUUUAACUGCCUACAGGAAAAUAGUAUUGAAGUACUGUACAUCUCAGUUCAGUAAAAUUUAAAUCACACCAGAAAAGACCCAUAAAUCUUUUCACCUCAGUGCCUUGGAAUAGAUACUGUAGGAGGGAAAUAGCUAAAUUAAUAAAGAUGUGGGGGUUGCUUGUUUUUCAUAGAGCUUGAGAAAGUUGAGGCAGUUUCUAUAUUGCCUUAUCUAGAAUUUUUAAUUGGUUGUGCUUCUCUUAAAAUCUGAAGUUGGGUUAAGACUUUGAUUACAUCACCUGAAGACCUGAAGUUGAUGUAUGCUUUGACCCUUCCACCCUGCAGAGUUAGCUUCAGGAAGUUCCUGUCAAUGUAGAGUUGAUACUAGUCUUUCUGAAAGAUGUGGUAGUGUUGUGGAGAAGGCUAAAUGAGUCUCAGCUGAGAUCACUUAAGAAAUAUUUUUAAUGUGGUCUGAAACUGCCCCCUAAUUCUCUUUGUUUUGAUAAAUCUUUUUGUGUGUGCUCUGGGCCCAGAAUGUCAAUCACAAUCACCAAAGAGAUUAAAGUAUAGCAUUUGAAUGAUAAAAUGAUACCUUUGUGCUGGUGAGAUCUUCUCCUAGUACUGGACUUUUUUCAGGUUGUCAAGUGGGUACCUGAGCAAAGGUAUGUACUAACUAGAUAGAGUGAUGCAGAAUUUGGUUUACUGUUGUUGAAACCUGAACUUCUACCCAAGUUGAACUUGUGACCUGCAUCUGUUCAAGUGCUGUCUUGUUCUAGUAUGACCUGUGUUGUUUCCUAUGAAUUCUCAGUGGAAAGCUGGCCGUAUCAACAUCCAGCUGUCAUGGGUAUUUACUGUCCCAUUAGACGAUAGGAGCUGGGACACCCUCAAUACUUGGGAGAGGAAGAAAAGCCUAAUAAUUAGACAGUGUGAGAAAGAAUUGCAGUCCUCUUUGUUCUUAUGAAAAAAUCUGGCUUCCCUAGUGGCUCAUUUACCAAACACUAGAUUGACUAUGUCAAGAACUCAUGAGCUUCCUAAUGUUGCCUGUAUUACUGUUUUCUGCGCUGAUUAUAUGCCAUAUAAAUGUUAGUUUUGACAAGUCAGAGCUGAGUAGUUCAGUGGUGCUACAAGUUUUAAUUUAUCAUGGUGCUGAUAAAGUUCUGAAUCUCAUGUUUAAAAGGAGGGAAUAAAGUUUAGCUCACUCAGUAAUUUAAGUACACAGUCUGAUACCAAAGAAAGAACUAAGCCAUACAUAAGCAUAUGUAUAUUAUUUCUCCAAACUACUGAAACAAUCUAAAGACUUAAGACACUGCAGCUUAAAAGAUACUGAAGAGUAUUGCAAGUAUUUAGCCUCAUCAAAGCAACCCUAUGGGGAUCAUCAGUGAGGAAAGUGUAUAUGCUUAAUAUAUCUAAGGCUAAUGAAAGACUAGAUAUUGGUUUGGGAGAAUACUCUGCCUGCAUGUGUGAGAUUAAAAGUACCAGGACCCAACUGACCACAUUGUUUAUCAUAUCCAGAUGGGUAACAUUUAUUUUACAGAUAUAUCCUAUUUGUCAAAGAGGGAUUGUGUUCAAUGGAGUAUUGACACUACUGAAACCUGAAAUUCCUGGUUAAUCAUAAAUGCAGUCAGUCAUUAGCUUACUUAGUGUAUUCUGUAUGUUUAAAGGACAGGUGAGCACAUAUAACUCAAAAUAGGAACAGGACCAUGUUUUAAACCUGUCUUUUUAAGCCUCUUAAGAAGUUUUUGUACUGAAGAGCUUCAUCCUAUUGGUUGAAUUUUUUUCUGGAGUGUCUUCAGUUAGAGUAUUCCUAGUAGUGAAACCACUCUUAACCAAGAGCUUUUGACAUACAUGACAGUGCCCAGACCCACUAUAUACAGAAGGCACUGUACAGUAGUUCUUCAUUUUAACACUAUGUUAGUUAUCCACAUUAUUCCAUGAUGCUCUAAGAUUACCAUUCUCCUUCCUUUUUCUAUCUUUCUUUUUUGUUUGUUUGUUUUGUUUGGGUUUUUUUUUUUGUGGGGAGAAAGACUUGUAAUUUGUAAUUUUCCCACCACAAAUCCCUUCUGCUCUAGCGAUAUUAACAAAAAUCUCCCUAGUCUGUGUUCUAAUAGUUUAUACUCGGGCCCACUAAAUGCAUUCAUACUUUUUUCCUUUUGAAGGUUGGCAUUAUGAACCGAAUUUUCGUUUUGAGCCUUAUCUGCUAGACCUGAUACACUUCUGCCUUGGGAGAAAACUCAGUUUGGUGUCAGGUUCAGGAGUUUAAGUGAUUUCAGUUUAACAUUGUACAAUAGCACAAGCCAAUAGGGAACAGAAAGCUACUGUGUGUAUAAUGCUAUAUUGGCCACAGUAAUACAAAUGUUUUAGUUACUGCAGCUAUUCUAUUUUUUUUUUUAGUAUUACCAAGUAGAACUCAGAGUGAUGCCAAAUGACUGUAAUGCCAGAGCUUUAUGCGAGAGACUUUCAGAGCUCUUUUGCAAACUAUUGCUUAAAUCUUUCAAUCACAAAAAAUUAUAAAUGUUAAUGAAAUGUUUAUUCACCUACUUGUUCCUGAGCUUUCUUUACAAAUAAGAACUUCAUCUCCAGCUAAUGCAAGUCUCCAUUGUUACCCUCUCAAUGUAUAGUCUUUCUGACUAUUAGCUUUUAUUCAAAUUUUUAUAAGGUUAGAAAAACCAGAUUAAGUUUCUAUGUGAAAAUAUAUUUUCAGUGAAACAGCUUCUUUUCCUUUUUCUCCAAAUCUCAUCUCUCUUUUGAGACAUUGUUUUACCAUGGUGGAUUGAGGCAUAAUUGCUAGAACUACGUAAAUGGAAACAGAAAGGUGUAUGCAGUGUCAGGAGCUGUUUCUAAAACAAAUAGGAAGAAAUAUGGGAAUUGAACCAGUUUCCUGUCUUAAUUUCUUCAGGAAUGGGGUUCUUAAGUUCUGUAAUUAUUGAUGCUUUGCAGCAUUACUGGGUCUCAAGGUGGUUUGGAAGUGGCUUAGCUUCUUGUUUUCUUCCACAUUUCUCAUCUUGAAUGUAUUUUCAGUCAGCCACUCUUAUUUUGUGUAUUUUCAAAGCUGCUAUGAUACAAGCUUUGAAGUUCUAAUGUAUUGCAAAUCUGUUUUCUUUCUGCUUCUGAAUGUCUUCCCCUGCAGGGCAGGGAAAAAUAUUUUACUUAAAAUGUUGGCAUGUAAUGUAUAGUGGGAGCUCAGAUAAUGUGAGAUGUAUAGCCUUGUUUUCUAAGUGGUCUCAUUAUAUGCCUGGUCAUGUUUGCUAUCACGGGAUUAAACCUGCUAAUAAAAAAAAAUCAGGUUGGCCUCUCUUCAUAGUUAGAAACACUUGCACAUCAAACAUAUUGGUGAUAGAUGCAGAAUAUUAUUCUGGAGUCAGUGUUAAAAGUUUGUACUGGUUUGCAUCUGAACAGAAUGGAAGUUCUGUUCCCUUGGAAGUAUCCAUAGAUUGUUUAAUAUAUUUUGUAAGGCACAGCUUUAUUUCUGACAGGAUUUUAAAAAAAUAAACUAAUUAAAGUGUG